Molecule: messenger RNA, 979 nt
Organism: Trichomonas vaginalis G3
Lineage: Eukaryota; Parabasalia; Trichomonadida; Trichomonadidae
Product: protein of unknown function, DUF4106 family
Exons: 1
Source: RefSeq, a predicted model, not a curated record
AUGGCAGGCUAUGGUGGAGCUGCAGACGGAACAGCUUAUAACCCUCAAAGUCAAAUGAAUUUGAGUUCACUCAAAAAUCAAAUAACAGAUGUCAAAAAGUCAAACAUAGACAUACAGAAACAAAUAAGUGAAAACGAAAAGAAACUAGAAUAUGACAGACACACAAAGAAACUCAAUGAGUUAAACGUAGAGAAAAAGAAGAAAGAAGAACAACUGAAAGAACUAAGUACAGAGGAAUAUGCGAAAAAAGUGUCAGAAAAAGCAGCAGAAGUAGCAAAAAUGGAACAAGAUGUUAUAAAUUUGAAAAACCAUACUACUCAAUAUAAAGUACUGAAAGAUGAAGAAAUAAAACAAAAAGCCCUGAAGACAUAUAUGGAUAGCGAUGAGUAUAAAAAAGAAGUUGAAGCAAAUGUAAAGGCAGAAAAACUUUUACAGUUGCAAAACCAAACCGUACAGUAUGAAAACUUAGCACAAGAAAGUAAAAAUAACGACGCAGCCAUGCAAAAGGCAAUGAAAAGCGCAGAAUAUAUAAAAGCUAAUAAUGACUGGUUAGAUGCCCAAGCCAACGCCAAAGCAGCCCAACUUAUAGGGUCAAUAAGGACAAAAAUACAAGCGGAUGAAGACAGUUCAAAUGAAGCUUUAAUGAAUGCUGACUUUAAGAACGCCUUCGAAGCUCUUCAUAGUAAGGUGAAACUAGUGAACGACUUCUCAUCUGGAAAGAAACUGAAGUCUGAAGGUUUCGACAAAGAGUUAAGAGAAGUAGCACAAAAUAUGACGAAAAUAACAGAUGCAGCAACGAGACAGGCAGUUCAAAGUGCCUAUGACGCCGUUAGAGCAACUGUUGUGGAAAGUCAAGAAAAAGAGUUACAACAGACCAAAACAGACCUAGUAAAUGCUUUCUUAAAAACGAAAAGUCAGGUAGGACAUUAUGCUGCAGAUGGAACAUAUGUGCCAGCUGGUGGAACUUAUAUACCAGCUG